Molecule: messenger RNA, 2121 nt
Organism: Xyrauchen texanus (razorback sucker)
Lineage: Eukaryota; Metazoa; Chordata; Actinopteri; Cypriniformes; Catostomidae
Gene: lrp8
Product: low density lipoprotein receptor-related protein 8, apolipoprotein e receptor
Exons: 18
Coding region: 76-2121 (681 amino acids)
Molecular function (GO): protein binding; calcium ion binding
Source: RefSeq, a predicted model, not a curated record
GGGGACCAGAGGCAGAGAACAGUACGGCACGGCCUUUUUAUAUUUCGUAUGAGCACAACGCAUUGAUCUGUAAAGAUGUGGACGGGUAUAGGGAAACUGCUACUUUUACAUAUGAUACUCGUGGGAUUUCUUCUGGUAUACGGGACUACGCCGGACUGUGAAAGCGGCCAGUUUCAGUGCAGAAACGGCAGGUGCAUUCCGACUCCGUGGAGAUGUGAUGACGAUGACGACUGCUCGGACAACAGCGACGAGGAGAACUGCCCAAAAAAGACCUGUGCCACAACAGACUUUGCCUGUAAGAAUGGGCAGUGUGUCCCAGCCCGCUGGAGGUGUGAUGGAGAACCUGAGUGUCCAGACGAGUCGGAUGAAGCAGACUCCACCUGCAGUCAACAGACAUGUCCACCAGAGAAGUUUGACUGUGGUGGCUCGACCAGCAAGUGUGUGUCGUUGUCAUGGCGCUGUGAUGGAGAAAGGGACUGUGAAAAUGGAGCAGAUGAGGAGCAGUGUGCCGCAGCUCUGCUGACUUGCCGUCCUGAUGAGUUCCAGUGUGGAGAUGGCUCCUGCAUUCAUGGCACUAAACAGUGUAACAAAGUCCACGACUGUCCAGAUUUCAGUGAUGAGGCUGGCUGCAUCAACAAAACUCUGAAUGAAUGUUCCAACAACAACGGAGGCUGCUCUCACAUAUGUAAGGACCAGCGGAUCGGCUAUGAGUGUGAAUGCCCCCCAGGCUACAAGCUGCUGGACAAGAACACUUGUGGAGACAUAGAUGAAUGUGAGAACCCUGACACCUGCAGUCAAAGAUGUAUCAACCUCAAAGGUGACUACAAAUGUGAAUGCUACGAGGGCUAUGAGAUGGACCCAGUUACCAAGACUUGCAAAGCAGUGGCUGGUAAAAGCCCAUACCUCAUGUUCACUAACCGCCAUGAGAUCCGUCGCAUUGAUCUGUUGAAGAAGGACUAUACACAGGUAGUGCCGACCCUGAAAAACGCUGUAGCUCUAGAUGUGGAUGUUACCACCAACAAGAUGUAUUGGUGUGACCUCUUCCAUCGCAAAAUCUACAGUGCAUAUAUCAACAAAGCCAGCGAUUCUUCUCAACAGAUCACACUCAUCGACACUGCACUUCAAUCCCCAGAGGGCUUAGCAGUUGACUGGGUCCAUAAGAACAUCUACUGGACCGACUCUGGGCACAAGAUUAUCUCUGUUGCAACUGGCGAUGGCAAGAAGAGGAAGGUGUUGAUUGACACUGAGCUCAUUGAACCACGAGCAAUCGCUGUAGACCCAAGACAAGGUUUCAUGUACUGGUCAGAUUGGGGAACGCAGGCCAAGAUUGAGAAAGCCGGAAUGAACGGAGUAGAUCGACAGGUUCUGGUUUCAGAGAGGAUCGAGUGGCCCAACGGGAUUGCGCUUGACUUGUCCAGCAGGCGACUUUACUGGGUAGACUCCAAACUUCAUUUGAUCUCCAGUGUGGACCUGAACGGAGACAACCGCAGAGUCUUACUCUCCUCAAUGGAUCAUCUAGGUCAUCCCUUUGCCCUCACUUUGUUUGAGGACCGGGUGUACUGGACAGAUCUGGAGGAUGAGGCCAUCUACAGUGUAAACCGGCUGACGGGGCAUGAUGUUGCAAUGCUGGCUCAGCAUCUCAACAACCCACUGGAUGUAGUGGUGUUCCACGAGCUCCGGCAGCCUACAGCUCCGGACAAUUGUAACAUGGGGAGUUUGCCCAAUGGAGGCUGUGAGUAUCUGUGUCUCAGAGCUCCUCAGAUCACAGAUCACUCACCUAAGUACACAUGUGCCUGUCCAGACAGCAUGGAACUGGGCCCAGACAUGCGUCGCUGUUACAGGAAUGGAAAUGACCACUUCGUCCUCGGUAACAAUAUAACUGUUGCAGUUCUGGGUAUAGUUAUUCCAAUAGUGGUCAUCGGCCUGAUGUGUACUGGAGGAUACCUGGUGUGGCGCAACUGGAGGAGGCGGAACACCAAGAGCAUGAACUUCGACAACCCUGUUUACCGCAAGACCACAGAGGACGAUGACGACGAAAUCCACAUCGGCCGCAACGAACAGAUCGGACACGUUUAUCCUGCUCGCGUGGCGCUCAGUCUGGACGAUGACGGAUUCCCCUGA